Messenger RNA from Dissoconium aciculare CBS 342.82, 698 nucleotides. RefSeq names its product E set domain-containing protein. Lineage: Eukaryota; Fungi; Ascomycota; Dothideomycetes; Mycosphaerellales; Dissoconiaceae. Gene Ontology annotation, cellular component: membrane; cytosol; cytoplasm. The record is from RefSeq and is a predicted model, not a curated record. Gene Ontology annotation, molecular function: Rho GDP-dissociation inhibitor activity; protein binding. The transcript is spliced from 3 exons. Gene Ontology annotation, biological process: Rho protein signal transduction. Bases 31 to 495 code for a protein of 154 amino acids.
AUUUCUUACAACUCUCGCUCCAUCGUCACCAUGUCUGCGCCACACCACGAUGAGCACGACCUCGAGCCCGAGCAGACUGAGGGUUUCAAGGUCGGCGAGAGCAAGACCAUUGACGAGUACCAGAAGCUAGACCAGAACGACGAGUCUCUCAACAAAUGGAAAGCCUCACUCGGUCUGGGCUCCGGCACGUCCAACGCCGACCCAUCAGACCCGCGCAAGGUCAUCAUCCUCUCUCUGGGCCUCGAGGUCGCCGGCCGCGAGGACAUCAUCAUCGACCUGGUGCAGCCCGGCACGCUUGAGAAGCUGAACCAGCAGCCCUUCACCAUCAAAGAGGGCGCGACAUUCCGAAUGAAGGCGCGAUUCCGCGUCCAGCACCAAAUUCUCAGUGGCUUGAAGUACGUCCAGGUCGUCAGCCGAAUGGGAUUGAAGAGCAAGAUGCAAGAGAUGAUUGUGAGUGGCUGCUUCACUAGAUCUGCCCACCGCCAGACGAUGUGAUGAAGCCUGAGAUCGAUCGUGGGAUUUUGGAGUGCUAACGUAUGUCCGCGAAUGUGCGGCGCCACGAUGACAGGGUUCUUACGGUCCCAAUACUACCGACAAACCCGACUACGAGAAGAAGUUCGAGUCCGAGACCGCUCCCUCGGGCAUGCUCGGCCGCGGGCACUACGAAGCCGUGUCCAAAUUCAUCGACGAUGACAAAG